Molecule: messenger RNA, 982 nt
Organism: Heteronotia binoei (common prickly gecko)
Lineage: Eukaryota; Metazoa; Chordata; Lepidosauria; Squamata; Gekkonidae
Product: zinc finger and SCAN domain-containing protein 23-like
Exons: 5
Coding region: 299-982 (227 amino acids)
Source: RefSeq, a predicted model, not a curated record
AGACCAAAAAAAGGAAAGAGGGUUUGUGGACGGGGAAAGACCCGCUUCCUGCCCCGCCUCCGUCUGCGGGCAAGGGGCUUUUGUUGAUUCCAUGCACGCGCAGGAUCCGGCCCCUUCUGGGAUCUGGUCUCCAGGAUGUAGUGAAGUUGCACAGAGAACAGCACGGAUGUUUGUUUUUGCAGGAAAUCAGAGUUCGACCAGUUGAGGCACCCUUUUUGGCUUGAGAAAGAACUUGAUAGAAGAAAAAGAAGUUGAUCCUUUGGCUUAUUUGAUUGGUCUCUCGGGGCAAGGACAGACAAUGGAAGAGGGGGACUCAUCCAGCUCCAAAUCAUGGAAAGGUCGUCUUGGCUUUCAUGGUGGAAGUAGAAGGGAAUUCUGGGAAGGACCAGAGCGAAAAAUCCAGGCUAAAGAUGCCACUAGUUCAGAUGUCCAGUGCCAGCAAUUCAGGCGUUUCUGCUACAACGAUGCCCAGGGGCCCCGAGAGGUCUGCAGCCAACUCCACCAUCUUUGCAGUCGGUGGCUGAAGCCAGAGAGGCACAGCAAGAAGUUGAUGCUGGACCUGGUGAUCCUGGAGCAGUUCCUGGCUGUCCUGCCCCCGGAGAUGCAGAGCUGGGUGAGGGAAUGUGGACCGGAGACCAGUUCGCAGGCGGUGGCCUUGGCCGAAGGCUUCCUCCUUAGCGAGGUAGAGCAGAAGAAUCAGGAGCAGCAGAUGCUGGGGCUAUUGGAAAAGACCAGUAGCUUCCCAGAAGUGGAGAAGGAUCCGGGGGUUACCAGGCAGAAACUGCUGCAGAUGGGGAUCCAACAGACGAGGAACUCAGGAGAGGCAUCAAUGGGUCAUAAUGAAUUGUUUCCGGCAGCAUCCGUUAGAUCGUCUUUUCCUUGUGGUGAAAUGGAACACGUUUCUACACAUUUGGGCCAGGGGGGGAAAGAGUGUUAUUAUGAAAGCCAAAUGUUCCUUCUUUCAGGGGCCGGUAACCUUUGA